Esox lucius (northern pike) is the source of this 1553-nucleotide messenger RNA. RefSeq names its product cyclin-dependent kinase 7 (gene cdk7). Gene Ontology annotation, molecular function: cyclin-dependent protein serine/threonine kinase activity; ATP binding; RNA polymerase II CTD heptapeptide repeat kinase activity. NCBI's taxonomy places the organism in Eukaryota, Metazoa, Chordata, Actinopteri, Esociformes, Esocidae. Gene Ontology annotation, cellular component: nucleus; transcription factor TFIIK complex; cytoplasm. Bases 48 to 1085 code for a protein of 345 amino acids. The transcript has 12 exons. The record is from RefSeq and is a predicted model, not a curated record. Gene Ontology annotation, biological process: protein phosphorylation; positive regulation of transcription by RNA polymerase II.
UUUAACAAUGCCGGAAGUUGGAAACAUUACAGUUCUAAACUGCAAUCAUGGCGGUUGAUGUAAAGUCUCGUGCAAAACGUUAUGAGAAACUCGAUUUUCUGGGAGAGGGUCAGUUUGCCACUGUUUACAAGGCCAAGGACAAGACCAAUGAUAAGAUAGUUGCCAUCAAGAAGAUCAAAGUUGGACACAGAACAGAGGCUAAAGAUGGCAUCAACAGGACAGCCCUACGCGAGAUUAAACUCCUGCAGGAGUUAAGUCAUCCCAACAUAAUCGGGCUACUUGAUGCAUUCGGGCACAAAUCCAACAUCAGCUUGGUAUUUGACUACAUGGAGACCGAUCUGGAGGUGAUCAUUAAAGACACCAGCCUGGUACUGACUCCGGCCAACAUCAAAGCCUUUAUAGUGAUGACUCUGCAGGGCCUGGAGUACAUGCAUCACCACUGGGUCCUGCACAGGGAUCUGAAACCCAAUAACCUGCUGCUGGAUGAGAAUGGUGUAUUGAAGCUAGCUGAUUUUGGUUUGGCUAAAGCCUUCGGCAGCCCUAAUAGAGUCUACACCCACCAGGUAGUCACCAGGUGGUACCGUUCUCCAGAGUUGUUGUUUGGUGCCAGGAUGUAUGGGGUGGGUGUCGACAUGUGGGCUGUGGGCUGCAUCCUGGCAGAGCUCCUGUUACGGGUUCCCUUCUUAGCCGGAGACUCAGAUCUGGAUCAGCUGAGUAAAAUCUUUGAAGCCCUGGGAACUCCAACAGAUGAAACCUGGCCUGGGAUGAGUAGCCUGCCGGACUAUGUCUCGUUUAAGUUGUUUCCUGGUACUCCUCUGGAACACAUCUUCAGCGCUGCAGGAGAUGACCUGCUUGAAUUGCUACACGGUCUAUUCACCUUUAACCCCUCCUCACGCCUCACAGCCACGCAGGCUCUCAAAAUGAGAUACUUCAGUAGCCCGCCAGCACCGACCCCCGGGCCCCAGAUUCCCAGGCCCAACUCCUCAGCAGAGGCUCUCAAAGAGAAGGAGAACCUCACCAUUGGAAUAAAGAGGAAACGAGACGGACUGGAGACAAGCAACAUAAAAAAGAAACUGAUAUUGUGAGUCUAAGAGAUGGGAUUUGCUCCAGUGGGGCAUCAUCAGCACCCCUGGUGUUGGACUUCACCUGUGGUCUGGAUACAGUCCAGGCGAUUCAUUGGACUAGGUGGAAGUUGCUGCUAGCCAGGGGUCCCUGGUCAUGGUUUUUUAAAGCCCUGUAUGGUUAAAGUUAGGGUUUUGUGUCGGUCAUCAUAUCCUUAUGUAGAUCUGUGGUUAGGGGUGGGUGCCUUUACCUCUACUGUGGCCCAUCGUGGUCUAAAGGUCAAGACCAAGUGUUGUCUAGAACAGUGGUUCUGGAUAUUUCUCAUUACUACAGUGAUGUCUGAGCUAUUUAAGAGCCUGUUGGAUUAGAAUUAUUUAUGUGACAGAAGAAAACAGCAACACUUGAUUUUUGUAAUGAUUUCUUAGAAUCAAAUUUAUUUUUGUAAUGUUUAUUUCUCAAGUGAUGUAUGACAAUAAAUACUUCUGUCUUGA